AUGAUGAAUCCUUUCACCACAGUAUCGGAUGGAAUUAAUACAGUCUUUGAAAAAUCCAUUGCAUGGAUGAUGGAUGAAUCCGAACCAUCAUCAUCAGGGGUGGCAAGUGGAAAGAAGAGUCCUAAUGAUUCCAAUAGAAACUCCAAUAUUUGGCAACCUCUCCAUAACGAUGACAUGUACAUGAUUCGGGAUGAAUUUGCUCCAUUCCCUUCCGAAGGCUUUGCUGCAGUGCAUAUGAAAGGACAUGUAGAUCCGAACCGAUUCUAUGUACAUGGAGGAAAAACAAGAUUCAAUCAGUUCCAUCAUCCACUUUUGUUGUACUAUGUCGAGAAAUUAGAUUGGAAGAGUAUUUCUCUACGAAUGAUACAGGAGAAUGAAGCACAUGUGAUUGAAGAUUUUCAAGAGAGACCCCGAGCUCAUCAUACUCUCAAUCAAAUCAACUCUGAACAUUUGUUGUUAUAUGGAGGUCAAGUGGGUUAUAGUUCGAGUAGUAUUGGAACUAAUUUAAAUAAUUUCUUUAAACAAAUUGGAAAUGGGAUUACAGGAAAGAGUGAUGAUAAUUCUCAAUAUGAUCCAUAUAUUUAUGACAUUGAUUUGUCACAAAAUACAAUUCAAAGAAUUAGAACACCAGAAAAUACACCCAUUCCAAAACCAAGAAGGUACCACAGUGCAUGUGCCUAUAAAGGAAUUUUAUAUGUCUAUGGAGGAGAAGGUUUCAAUGGAAUAUCUGGACAACAACCAAAAGGAUUUGGUUAUGCAUUUGCUCAAACAUUUAAAAAGGCCAUUCCAGAACCACUUAAUGAUUUUUGGGCAUUCAAUUACAAGACAAAUACUUGGACUCAAUUGAAAUCUCCUCCAAGACCAGGAAGAUAUGGUCAUUCGAUGGUUUUGUGUGAAAAACGAGAGAAAUUUUAUGUCAUUGGUGGCUGUGGACUUAGUGAAAGAAAUGAAGACAUUCCAUUUAAAGAGUUUUUAGAGUACGAUAUUGCCACAAAUACUUGGCAAAUUGCUGGAAUGAUUCCUCAAAAACCUGAAACUGUAGAUCUGAUACCAGCUCGAUGGGGUUCAGCUGCUAUUUUUGAUGAUUUUAUAUUUAUCAUUGGUGGUGAAUUAUUGGACAGACCACGAGGUGCUUUUUCUAAGGAACCUAUUUUAGAUGAUGUUCUUAUUUACAAUAUUAGAAACUUCAAGUUAACAACAGCAGGUAUUGGAGCCAGUGAAUGCACAUUGAUUCUUGCAAAAACCUUAAUUUUCAACAAUAGACUUGUUGUGCUUGGAGGACGAAUGGGAUUAACAACCUAUGCAAAUGCAUCAAUGAUCUAUAUGAACAAUACUGCUUCAAAGCCACUAUUCGGUGUAGACAUUGACGAUUGUUCCAAACGAAUGGUUAAUAUUUGUAUAUCAUAUCUGAAAAAGAGUGCUGCCUUAGAAUUCCCAAGAUUGUUCUCCAACGAAUAUGACACACGAGACACGCUCAUGUUGCGACUAAUGCUCAAUUUUGAUCAUGGACACAUUUCUGAUGAGCAAGAUUUACUGUCUGACCAUGACACAUCUCCAUAUUCUGUUGCUUCACUCAUUUGCUACUUUUUAGAAUCUCUACCAGAACCUCUCUUCACCUCUUUAUUGUAUAGAAAAAUAAUUGAUACUUGCAACAACAGCUCUCAAAGUGCUCAAGAAAAGAUCCAAAUUCUUAGAGAUGCUAUCAAAGAUCUUCCAAAACAGAAUAUUGAAAUUUUUUACACCAUCUCCAAUUUUCUCUGUUUAGUGAGUGACAACUAUCAAACAUCAGAGCAGAACAUUAAGGAUCUAUCCAUCGUUUUUUCUCAUCUUUUUUUAUCUACGAAAAUACCAAAUCAACGCAGUGUUAAAGAUGAUUGUAGUGACAAAGAGGGUAUGACUCCCAAGUUUAAAGCCACAGCAUUUUUGAUAUCCAACCACAAAGAGUUGACCGAGGGGUUGAUUGGUCCUAUCAACACUGAAUUGUUUGUUGCAGCAACAAGUACAGCUGUAAUACCUCAAGAAAUUCCACAAAAGCAAGAGUCGCUCCUGGACCUCUCCAUGUAA
Messenger RNA from Naegleria fowleri, 2064 nucleotides. RefSeq lists its product as uncharacterized. Lineage: Eukaryota; Heterolobosea; Eutetramitea; Acrasida; Naegleriidae. The record is from RefSeq and is a predicted model, not a curated record. The coding region runs from base 1 to 2064 and encodes 687 amino acids. The transcript has a single exon. Gene Ontology annotation, biological process: signal transduction. Gene Ontology annotation, molecular function: protein binding.